AUGGGUUUAUCAGCUGUUGGUGUUGGUGUUGGUGUUGGUGUUGGUGUUGGUGUUGGUGUUGGUGUUGGUGUUGGUGUUGGUGUUGGUGUUGGUGUUGGUGUUGGUGUUGGUGUUGUUGUCGCUGUUGGUGUUGGUGUUGUUGUCGCUGUUGGUGUUGGUGUUGGUGUUGGUGUUGUUGCUGUUGUAGUCCCUGCUGCUUUAUCUUUUUUAGAUCUAUCUUCUUUGGACCAUCUGAAUUUAAUGAGUUGA
Molecule: messenger RNA, 249 nt
Organism: Dictyostelium discoideum AX4
Lineage: Eukaryota; Evosea; Eumycetozoa; Dictyosteliales; Dictyosteliaceae
Exons: 1
Coding region: 1-249 (82 amino acids)
Source: RefSeq, a predicted model, not a curated record